Molecule: messenger RNA, 564 nt
Organism: Saccostrea echinata
Lineage: Eukaryota; Metazoa; Mollusca; Bivalvia; Ostreida; Ostreidae
Product: apolipoprotein D-like
Exons: 4
Coding region: 11-559 (182 amino acids)
Biological process (GO): brain development; lipid transport; tissue regeneration
Molecular function (GO): lipid binding
Source: RefSeq, a predicted model, not a curated record
CAUCGAAAUCAUGCUUCCUCUACUUUUUGUAUCUAUUUUACUCUUUGGUGCUUCCCAGGCUCAAGUCUUUGGUUUUGGUAAAUGUGCUCAGGUGAAAACACAGGAAACUCUAGAUCUGAACAGGUAUCUAGGAACUUGGUAUGAAAUAUAUAAGUUUAAGGCCAAUUUUGAGGGAAAUCAAAAGUGCGUCUCAGCAAACUAUCAGCUAAAAUCAGACGGGCAUAUUCGAGUAGAUAAUAUAGGAUACGAAAAUGGACAAAAGAAAGAAGCAGUUGGUGAUGGAUACAUUCCAGACCCAAAUUAUCCAUCAAGACUUGGCGUUAGAUUUUCUAAUCUGGCACCAUACGGAAGAUACUGGGUCCUAGAUACUGAUUACACAACUCAUACAAUGAUUUACUCAUGCAGUGAUAUUCUGGGAAUCUUCCAUAUUUCAUAUGCUUGGAUCUUGAGUCGUGAAAGAACACUGGAUGAAUCCGUGAAAAACAGACUUUUUGCCAAGGCCGAGUCCUUCGGCAUCGAUACAUCAAAGUUCUUAAAGGAAGAUCAAACAGGGUGCUAAGUGUC